This is a messenger RNA of Peniophora sp. CBMAI 1063, 234 nucleotides long. The record is from the annotation of a GenBank genome assembly. NCBI's taxonomy places the organism in Eukaryota, Fungi, Basidiomycota, Agaricomycetes, Russulales, Peniophoraceae.
AUGCUCUUCAAGCUCUCGAACACCCUCUUCGCUACCACUCUCGCUCUCGUCGUAAUGGUCGGUGGCGUCAGCGCCGCUGUGCCCGAGCGUCGUGCUGCUGCCCUCGCCGACAACCCAGUCGAUGCUUGCAAUGGCGAUAACCAGUACGGCGUCGGCCAUGACUGCGCCUGGAGCGGCGGCAAUGAAGGCACUUGCCAGACCAACAGCUGCGGCGUCCUCGUGUGUGUUAACUGA